Messenger RNA from Dalotia coriaria, 2606 nucleotides. RefSeq names its product choline dehydrogenase, mitochondrial-like. The transcript has 3 exons. Bases 150 to 2078 code for a protein of 642 amino acids. NCBI's taxonomy places the organism in Eukaryota, Metazoa, Arthropoda, Insecta, Coleoptera, Staphylinidae. Gene Ontology annotation, molecular function: oxidoreductase activity, acting on CH-OH group of donors; flavin adenine dinucleotide binding. The record is from RefSeq and is a predicted model, not a curated record.
GCAUUAUUGAAGGAUUACGUUUCCAGGUUAAACUAAUAUUUGAAUUUCCGUCUUAAUUUUCAUGAAAUUGCUAUUUCUAUGAUAAUAAAGUGAUAAGAUUUUCAUAUAAAUAGAAUUGUUGCUAAAUUACAAGUAAAAUAUCUAACAAAAUGGACAGUUUUAUGGGUGGAAAAUGUGAUGGGUCCACAGGGAUAACUGACAACUGUCAAAAUGCAUUGUCCGGAGCCUCCUCAGCUCUUUUUCUAAUGAUGAUCAAUUCCCUCUUUGGAAAAAAGUGUUCGUUUCUUAAAGAAUCCGACUUUCCACCGGAUUUGAGUUACCAACAACUGCAUGGUAGAGUAUUUGACUUUAUUGUGGUCGGUGCGGGGUCAGCAGGCGCCAUUGUUGCAAGCAGACUGAGUGAAAACCCAAAAUGGACGGUGUUGUUACUAGAAGCUGGUGGUUAUCCACCGAUUGAUGCACAAAUUCCUAGUGUUUUUAUCAAUUUACAAAGUGAUCCCUUAUACGACUGGGAAUAUUUAACAGAAAAGUCAAACACUAGUUGUUUGGGUCAACGAAAUGGCGCUUGUAUCUGGAACAGAGGAAAAAUGCUCGGGGGAUCAUCAGCUGUCAACGCAAUGAUGUACGUUCGUGGUAAUCCUGUAGACUAUGACGAAUGGGCUGAUAUCACAGAUGAUCCCACCUGGAAAUGGGAUAAUGUUCUGAGAUAUUUCAAAAAAUCAGAAAACGUUCGCUAUCCUCCUCUGAGAGAGUCAGAAGCAAGAGGAAAAGAUGGUCCAUUACACACUACGAAAUACAUUGCUGGUAAUCCAAUGCGUCCGAGGAUAAUCUCAGCCUAUGAAGAACUAGGGUACCCUAUGCAACCUGAUGAGGUACCAGUAGGGUUCUUCGAGACCACAAUGUCCAUUGAUGAAUUUGGACGUAGAGAAAGUUCAGCCAAAGCAUUCCUCACUGAUGGUAGACAUCGAAAUGACCAGGAAGAGAAAAAUCCAAACUCACCACCUAAAAGGAAGAACCUAUUCAUUGCUACCAACUUACAUGUAAUGAAGGUACUCAUCAAAGACGGCAAGGCCUAUGGGGUCAAAGCAAAAGUAAACAAAAGAACCAUUAAUAUCCUGGUUAGGAAUGAGGUUAUAAUAUCAGGUGGAUCGAUUAACUCACCACAAAUCCUACAACUAUCAGGCAUAGGCCCAAAGGAAGACCUAGAAAAGCUUAAAAUCCCUGUAGUAAAGGACUUACCAGUAGGUGGUAACCUUCAAGACCACCUUGCAACUUGGGGUUUAUUUGUCCGUGUGGACCCUAGUGCAUUACCAACUCCUACAAAUGAAGAAGAAACAAAAAACACUUUUGAUUACUUCAAUAAUGGUACAGGUCCCUUAGCAACCAUCUCAACCCUUAAUAUGCAACUAUUCAAUGACCCUCUUUCAAAUAAUCAAAACAUAGCAACAAUACAAUGGUUAGUCAAUAGUUUUCCACCAAAAAGCACAAAAUUCAAAAACUUCCUCGACAAAAAUGGUUUCCUGAAGGAAUCAAUGGAUCACCUGAUGAUUCUCAACCAAGAACAAGUCCUAAUUGCUUUUAACCCUAUUUUACUACGACCUGAAAGUAUAGGUUAUCUAAAAUUACGUUCCACAAACCCUUUUGAGAAUAUCAUGGUAUACCCUGAAUAUCUUACAGUUCAGAAAGACAUGGACACCAUGUUAGCUGCAGUUGAAUUUGUAAGGAAGGUUAUCAACACUCAAGCGUUUCGAGAGGUUAACGCAGGCUUCCAACAAUACACCUUACCAUUAUGUGAUGCAAUACAAUUCGAUACAAGUGAUUAUUGGGAGUGUCUCAUGCGCAAUGUAGGCAGUACCAUGUAUCACCCAGUGGGGACAUGCAAAAUGGCGAAAGAACAAGAUGGCGGAGUGGUUAACAGCAGAUUAAAAGUCUACGGAGUGACAGGGUUACGUGUAAUUGAUGCUAGUGUAAUGCCCAAGGUACCACGAGGUAAUACCAACGCACCCGCCAUGAUGGUAGGUGAAUUAGGUGCUGAUUUCAUCAAAGAAGACUGGGGUUAUCCCACGAAUACACCUUAGUAUAUUUUUGACGCGCAUGCGCAGUAAACUCAAAGGCGGAGCAUAAAUUCACAAAAACUUGAAUAUCUCCUAAACUAUUCAUACGAUUUAAAUUAUUUUUUCAAAUCACGAAUGUAUAAAACAUUCUUUAUGAAUGUAUGUAUAAAUAUUUAAUGUAUUUAACAAGUUUAAACAAAUUUUUUAUCUGUCUUCAUGCUCGCCUAAACCCACGUAAUUGUCUGUAAGCCAGACUGGGGUUAUCCCACAAAUACACCCUAGUAUAUUUUUGACGCGCAUGCGCAUUAAAAACAUAGGCGGAGCAUAAAUUCACAAAAACUUGAAUAUCUCCUGAACUAUUCAUACGAUUUAAAUUAUUUUUUCAAAUCUCGAAUGUAUAAAACAUUCUUUAUGAAUGUAUGUAUAAAUAUUUAAUGUAUUUAAUAUGUUUAAACAAUUUUUUUUAUCUGUCUUCAUGCUCGCCUAAACACACGUAAUUGUCUGUAACCAGUUUUUGUGAUACAAUUAUAAUCUUAGUUAAUUUCAUUUUAA